AUGAUGGUUCGCCCACCUGUGUGGUCGAAACGGGCCGCCGCCCGCGCCCAGGAGGAAGAACAGGAGGUGAAAAGAAGACGCGAGGAACACGACUGGUACGAGGCCGAUGGUGCGAACCAAGGGCUCGACGGGGGCGACGCUUCGUCCGUAUACGAUAUCGAUGACUACUACGAUGAAGAGUACUACCAGAAACUCCAAAAAGACCAAUGGACUCCAUUUGAGUGCGCCUCGUCUUUCCACGGUGCUAAAGAGAGCUUGAUACAAACAAUCGGCAGAGGCUUCGCGAGAUAUACGCUCGUUGUUUACAAUCGACCAUGGGUGUUCAUCCUUCUCUCCGUCAUGGUGUCUCUGCUUCUGGCGAUUGGAAUCCCUCUGCGCCGCGUAGUGCAAAACGGCGAAAGACAAUACGCGCUGCCGUGGACGCUAGCCUACAACGAUUCGCUUCUCUAUGCGAACACGUUCUAUGGCAACCUGACACGCACGGAGGUGAUCUACGUCGUUGCCCAUGCGCAAGACACGAAUCUGCUGACGCGUGAAUUUCUUGACGCCCUGUGGACGUUCCACCUGGAGAUCCUGAGUCUAUCUGUUUCAGUGAAACCCGAUGAAGAUCUCAUAGCAAAUACCACCCUUCCGCCGUUAGUGUUCGACCAACUUGUGGGCGGCCUCGGCAUGCGCGACCCUAACAGGCGUCACAACGACGACGAUCUGUCCUGGCGCCGAAACCUACGAGCCUCAGAACACGCGAACCGAGCCAGCACCGCGACCACUCAGCCGUUCCUGGCCACUGGAUCGCGACACGCCAAUCUCCAAUUCUCUCCACUGACGACACUUAAUUUGCAUUUUUUCCCGCCUACUGCAGCGCAGGCAGUGGCUGAAGACCCUGGCCUCGCGGAAGUGACAGCGAACACUUCACUAGCCGCAGGCUCCCUCACCGAAGAAAUGCCGCCAGCCACCGACCGCCCAGUCAGAGAUGAGCAGUACGCACUGCCUCACGAUAAUCAUGGGGCGCGAACGAGUGGUGAACUGUUCGAGGACAUACUUUCCAUCUACCAUCACAAUAUACAGAGACCCCCAGAAAUGCCGUGGGCAGACAGCGGCAACACCGCAGCGCAGCCGGACUCUGCAGCACAACGCUCUGACGUAGAUCGCUAUGCCUUUCCGUCGCGCGGCGGCGCCGGACAUGUUCAGCCGCCUCAGGAAGCUGGGCUGUCGAAUCGACCGGUGCGGGCGCUCGGCGCCGCCGGCGGCUUUGGCAUGACUGAUUCUGCGAUGUGCUUCGAGGCGUACGCGCCCGCAAAGGACCGCGUCUCCGGCCUGGCCUGCCGGCCUCCUCUUCCACCUGGCCAAUACGGCUUUUCCAAUCUCUGUCUGAAAGACAAGAGAGGCGUCUGCAAUCCGCCUGAAGGCGUGCUCUUCAUGUACAACGACCGCAGGGAAUUCGGGCAGCCGCUGGGCUAUCCCAGGCACACGAGCUGGGCGCUUGCGACGGAGACGAUCACAGAGCUCUGGCUCAGCCAGCGGGGGAUGCGCUUGAACGGGAAUGGAUACCAGGUCCGCGGAACGUCCGGCUUUGCGCUUCGCUACACUUUGGCAGACAAACCACAUAUGAGAAACGUCGCCAGAGCGUGGGAGGCGGAGCUUGUGAAACUCGUUGAAAAGUCGAAAUGGAGAUUGCCGGGAGCGUCGAUCUACUGUAAAACCGACCAGAGCCUGGAGGGGGACCUCUCGUCUAGCACAGGCUUCAAGGGAAGCACGGACUUCUUGUUUGUGUUGGCUGCGGGUGCGCUAAUCUUCGCCUACGUCGGUCUGGUGACGUUCAGCACAAAUCACUUUCGCAGCAAGAUGUUGGUUUCGCUCAUGGGCGCGGUCGCCGCUACGCUGGGCUACUGCGGCGGCGCGGGAAUGUGCUACUUCGCGGGCCUCGAACACACGACAACCGUUACCGCGGCGCCGUUCCUCGUCUUGGGCAUCGGCGUCGACGAUGUGUUUGUCAUUAUCAACUCCUACUCGCUGACGUUUACGCGGACGAGUGCGAGGGAGCGGCUCACGAUAACGAUGCGCGACUCAGGCCUGUCCAUCACGAUCACCACCCUGACCAGCCUCAUCAGCUUCGCGAUUGGCGCGACCUCCCCGUACUUGGCAAUCAGAAACUUCUGCCUGGUCACGGCCGCGGGCAUCCUUGGAGGAUACCUCAUGUGCGUCACACUCUUUCUGGCGUGCCUCUCUCUCGACGCCGCUUACGAGGAACGGCGGCAACAAACGCACGUUCUGUGUUGCGUUUUGCCUGUGCGGCGGCAGCCAGACGCUCGUGGCGGCCGAUCUCAGAGGGCUGCAUGCACCAGCGAGGAAGCAGCCAGCGACGGCGGCGGAGGGAGAAGGGUGGCGGCGUUGUCGGGAUGGUCGGGGCUUCAAACUUCAGGCUUCAGGUUUUCUCUACCCUACACCGAAGAUGAGAAAUACCUGGCGACUGCGAGGCACUCGCUGCUCAACCAACACGCGACCACCGUGUACGAGUGCGUGACGCUGCAGGUGGCGAUGGCGAUGACGCAGGUCCGCGAGGAGACCGAAAGAAAAAAGCGACAGAGGGAGGAUCCUGACCAAGACAGCGUCAGCCUGCAGACGCCCUCGCGGCAGCCAGCAAGAGCCCCCAAGCGAGUCGCAAAGAAGCGCGCCGCAAAAGCCAAGGCGCAGGCAAAAGCGAAAGCUGCGCCUCCAGGGAAGGCCGACAGCGACGACCUGCAGCACCCCUCCACUAGGCACGGGAAGGGCGCGUCUACAGCUGAGACCGAGACAUCACGCUCUGCGGCUGAGCCGAGAGCGGGCGUCGCGGGCCGUGCGACUGCGAAAGCCAAGCCCAAACCAAAGGCUAAGCAGAAAGGCGUUUUGAAGGCCCCGCGCAAACCCCAGGCAGAGGCAUCCGCGGCGCAGGCGCCCCCGUCCCCACAGAGCGCAGGGGACCAUGCCAGCAACGAGGACGAAAACGCGCAGGCAGCGGAGGCACCGAGGCAGCCGCGAACGCGUCGCACUGUCCUCGAGCCGCAGGUCGGCGGGGCGAAGCAGGAGUUCUCCGAGCCGUUUGUCUCCUCUGAGAGUUCCGAAGGCGACAGCGACACGUCCUCCCAGAGCGCCGCCAGUCCGCGCGGACGCGGCGGUCCACGAGUGGCGACGCGGGCGGCAGACCGCGGGCGUCGCUGCACGGGCUUUCUGGCGCAGAAGGCGAUGUCGCCGACACCGCGCCCAGGCCGCGGCGGCAUCGUGAAGAAACCGCAGACCAAGCGCGCGCGAGGAAGAGGAGGCCGCGCGCCGACCCCCAGACGGCGGUCGCUUCACGGCCGGGAGCUCCUUCAGAAGGGUGACACAGACGCAUCCGCUGUGCGCCGCUGCGGGCAGCCUCGAAGCGGCCGACGCGGGUCUGGAAAGCUGGCAGCGUCGGCGCUGCAGGACCUUCGAGGGGGACGCCGCCCACGCGGACUGCAUGACGACGGCGAGAGCUGCGACUCGCCGAGUGCGCGGCAAGCCGAUGCAGGGGCGGAUGAGAAGCACGGGGAAGGCCUGCUCAAAGCGCAGCUACGGAAACUGCUCGACAUCGCCGAAAAGCGGCAUCAGGAGCUUGGGCCGCAGACGCCGGACGACGGAGACACACACAUCGCGGAGGCCAUCUGCCCCGUCCUGCAGGGGAAACCCGCCGCCACCGUGGGGCCCGGGGCCGUCGUGGCGCUCGCCAUCGAAGAGCAGCUCUGGCAGAAUCCGCGCGAGGAGGCGCGGGACGGCAGCAUCCCCCAACCGAAAGCCAAGGGCGCAUCCCGACGCGUGCGUCUCAACCGCAGAACGAAGCGAAUUGACCACGACGGCGACGAAGACAGCGCGGAACUGAAGGGCGUCAGCGACGACUGGCACGUUGCCUGCACGAACCGGCGGGGCGGCGCGGCAGGAGAGCCCGCCCCUCUGCGAGGUGCGCAAGACCAGGAGGAGCUCCAUGAUCGACGCGACCCUCGCGGCGCCUCCGGGGACUUUCAGGACUGCGAAUGCAGAGGGGACGAGACUCGCGAUGCAGACGAAGACGAGCCUGAUCCGCUUGGGGCGUCGCCUAAGGGGAGCAGGGAAAACGACUGCGCGCGGCCACGGAGGAGACACCGCCGCCUCGAUCUGCUCAAGAUCCUCACCCUCGAAGACCUGACCGAACCGCCAGGGAAUGUUGGGCGGAGACUGCGAUUAAUUGUCCUCCGCACAAUCGGGCGCAUGCUCUUGAGCCCGUGGGUUAAGGCGUGUCUGCUCGUCGCGUUCGCCAUUCUAUUCGCCGUCGCUCUCUCUGGAUGUAUGCAACUCAGGAAGGGACUCGACCCAAGGCACCUCUCGCCGGAUCGGUCGCCGUUGCGGAAGUUCUUCGAUGCGCAGGAGUACUUCUUCAAUAGCUACGGAGACCCCGUCAACAUUUUUUUCUCCAGCCCACGAGACAUCUGCUCUCGGACGUUCAAGUCGGAGUACGCGUGGCUGCAUCAGAAGUUGGAAUCGCGGAGCUACACCCGCCACCUGGUCGACGGGCUCCACGUCUUCCUGUCGUCGCCGCUGGGAGCCUACGGCCCCGAAAACAAUCCUCUGACCUGCAUGCGAAUGCUGAGGUCUUGGCUUCAAACUCCGCUAGGAGAGAAUUUCGCUUCGCAGUUUGCGUGGCAGGGAGAAAACGAGCUCCGCGCGUUUCAAAUUCUACUGAUUCCCGUGUACCACCGCACUUCUGAGGACUCGAGCGACUUCAUGACCUUGCUCAGAAAAGAUCUAGAGACUUUUAAGGCCGCCGACGCCCACGCGUACAACCGACUCUUUGUCUUUUACGAGUCCGACGCCAGUAUUCUGUCCAGCACGCUGACGAACAUGGCGUGGGCGGGCUUCGCUGUUAUGCUUGUCUCGAUUUUGUUGCUGCCUUCGUUUUGGAGUGCGACUCUGGUCGUCGUCGCACUCGUUCUCAUCGACGUCGCCAUCAUCGGCUUCAUGCACUACUGGGGGCUUCCACUAAACAUGCUCACCAUGGUGAAUCUCAUCAUUUCCAUAGGAUUCGCAAUCGACUACGCCACGCACAUCUGCCAUACUUUUUGCCACUGCGUAGGCCGGACACGCGACAUGCGUAUUUUCGAGACUCUCGUGCUCAUCGGCAACCCCAUUUUCCACGGCCUCAUGUCGACGUUGCUCGGCGUGUCGGUUCUGGCUUUUACCAGGUCGUACGUACUCAGAGUCUUCUUCAAAAUGAUGACUCUCGUGCUCCUGUUGGCCUUCGCCCACGGAGUUAUUUUCCUUCCAGUUGUGCUCAGUCUGAUCGGUCCGAUGGGCGCGCGGCAGGAACCCAUGAAGGAGGCGCUGAAGCAGUUCGCUAGGGGGCUUCGCAAACACAGAUGCAGCGAAAGAGCGAACGAACGCGCCCUGCUGCCUGUCGACUAG
This is a messenger RNA of Besnoitia besnoiti, 5430 nucleotides long. Its product is annotated as Sterol-sensing domain of SREBP cleavage-activation domain-containing protein. Gene Ontology annotation, cellular component: membrane. The transcript is spliced from 11 exons. The record is from RefSeq and is a predicted model, not a curated record. NCBI's taxonomy places the organism in Eukaryota, Apicomplexa, Conoidasida, Eucoccidiorida, Sarcocystidae. The coding region runs from base 1 to 5430 and encodes 1809 amino acids.